CUUUCUUUUUUGUCACAUUUACAGACAUUAAUCUCAAGGAAGGAGGCUCAGUUUCCGAUGUUUGUCAAGAUAAUUCUUAUCUUAGAGUUAUGAUAGCUAGGUUGAUUAGUAUCCAUUGUAUAUAUGUUGAAAAAGAAUUACCCCUAUGUGUUUUACUGAACUACUAUAUCAACACAGUUCGUAUUGUGAAAUGGAAACUGCUCAACGCCACAAGCUGAAAAUGAAAUAAUCCAAAUAAAUUGACUAUUUAGUAGUAUUAGAAUAUAGGAAAUUAGUCUUGUCUAGUAGAAGCAGGGAGCAUUAAAAAGCAGGGCAACACUUGUCGAGCGCCGAGAUACGUGAGCAAUGACGCUAUGCUUCAUCACACACUGACACACACGCACAUACACACAUAUCAUUAUAUAUAUAUAUACACACGCGCACACACUACUCAUUACAUACUUCCCUGAUUGAUGAUUUUGAUUCGUAUGCAGCCAACGGCUUGUACAUUCAAGCCCGUCGCCGCUUGCAGCUUCACCGCACAAUCUUUACCAUUAACAAGACUUAAUUGUUAAAUCUUGAAUUUAAAUUACUUUUGUUAUGUGAAAACAUCAUUAAUAUAUAUAAUUAUAUAUGUUCCUCCCUACUCGGGAGGAGUAACAACUGCUUCGUCGACAGUUCCGAAGCCGGUGGAGUUGUCUGGAAGGGAGAGAUGGGGAAUCUGUGGAGUGUGUUUUGUGGGGAAUCCGACUGUGCAGGCGGAGACGGAGCAUCUUGUGCUGCAGAUUUGAGUUUUGUGACGCAACCGUCUUCUUGCAUCAAUCAUGUCUUGAUAAUUUGUUUUGAUGUCCUGCUCUUGGUCAUGUUCUUCUUCACCAUAUUUUUCAAGAAACCAUUCAAGUCUUCGAGCGUGGCUGCAUCUUUUCGUAGCAUUUCAAGUUUGCAGCUAGCAACAGCAAUUUAUAAUGGUUUUCUGGGAUUGGCCUAUUUAUCUUUCGGAGUCUGGAUUUUGGAAGAGAAGCUGCGAAAAUCGUAUUCUGUUUUGCCCCUGCAUUGGUGGAUGCUAUACAUGUUUCACGGAUUAGUAUGGCUGCUGCUGGGGUUAACUGUCAGUCUCAAGGGGCAGCGUUUUUCAAGAGCUCCUUUGAGGCUUUUAUCCGUUCUCGUGUUCCUUUUUGCUGGAAUCACAUGUGGAUUAUCGGUUUUCACUGCCAUUCUUCGUAAAGAGAUGUCAGUUAAGAUAAUUUUGGACAUAUUAUCGUUUGUUGGGUCGAGUAUGUUGAUCUUAUGCGUAUACAAAGGUUACAGAUAUCAAGAGGAUGAUGACGAGAGUGGUGUUUGUGAUCCGUUGCUCGGUGUUGCCAAUGGGAGCAGUAAAACGUCGUCUGAUGGAGAGGUGACGCCCUUUGCAGAAGCAGGAAUUUUGAGCAAUCUUACCUUUUGGUGGUUGAAUCCAUUGAUGAAGAGAGGGAAAGAGAAAACUCUUGAGGAUGAAGAUAUGCCCAAGCUGCGUGAGGAUGACCGGGCAGAGUCGUGCUACUUUCUAUUUAUAGAGAUAUAUAACAAGCAGAAAGAAUCUAGUGUUUCCAGCCCUCCCUCCAUCUGGAAGAUCAUUCUGCUGUGCCACUGGAAAGAGAUCCUCGUGUCGGGGUUAUUUGCGGGCUUGAAGGUGAUCGCCGUCUCUGCUGGCCCCGUGCUGCUCAAAGCCUUUAUCAAUGUUGCAGAAGGCAAUGCUAGCUCCGAAUACGAGAAAUACGUGCUGGUCGCAACACUUUUCCUAACGAAGAUCACUGAAUCCGUAGCACAACGACAGUGGUACUUUAGAUCAAGGCUAAUCGGUCUUAAGCUGAGAUCACUACUCACUGCAGCCGUUUACCAGAAACAACUGAAAUUAUCGAACGCUGCUCGACUGGUUCAUUCGAGUGGUGAGAUAAUGAGCUAUGUAACUGUUGAUGCUUACAGAAUCGGAGAAUUCCCUUUCUGGUUCCAUCAGAUAUGGACGACAUCUCUCCAACUCUGCCUCGCGGUCAUCAUCCUCUUCGAUGCUGUCGGACUAGCAACGAUUGCAUCCAUAGUGGUCAUAGUUCUAACUGUUCUCUGCAACAUGCCUCUUGCAAAGUUGCAGCAUAAGUUCCAGUCGAGGAUCAUGGUGGCGCAGGACGGAAGGUUGAAGGCCAUGAGCGAGGCUCUUGUGAAUAUGAAGGUGCUGAAAUUAUACGCUUGGGAGACUCAUUUCAGGCACGUCGUAGAGAAUCUGAGAAGGAUCGAAGAUAAAUGCCUGUCGGCUGUUCAGCUGCGUAAAGCAUACAAUUCCUACCUUUUCUGGUCUUCUCCUGUAUUAGUCUCUGCAGCUACCUUCGGUGCAUGCUAUGUCAUUGGGGUUCCGUUGUCUUCUAGCAAUGUCUUCACUUUUGUGGCGACACUACGCCUCGUUCAGGAUCCUAUCAGAACGAUUCCUGAUGUUCUUGCAGUGUUCAUUCAAGCUAAGGUUGCAUUUACCAGGAUAGUGAAGUUUCUCGAGGCGCCUGAGCUGGAAACUGCAAACGUCCGGGCAAAGUCGCAAGUAGAUGGUAAAGCAUCCAGUGUUUGUUUUAAGUCGGCUGAUCUGUCGUGGGAUGAGGAUCCGUUGAAGCCAACACUUCGUAAUAUCAAUUUGGAAGUUAAACAUGGUGACAAGAUUGCUAUUUGUGGAGAAGUGGGUUCCGGCAAGUCCACCCUUCUUGCUGCAGUUCUUAGAGAGGUUCCAAUAACCCGAGGAACGGUUCAAGUACAAGGAUCCAUUGCCUAUGUCUCACAAUCAGCAUGGAUACAGACAGGGAGUAUCCGAGACAACAUUCUUUUCGGGUCAGCCUUGGACAGCAAGAGAUAUCAAGAUACGCUGGAGAGAUGUUCGCUCUCGAAGGAUCUUGAGCUGCUACCUUAUGGUGAUCUCACUGAGAUAGGGGAGAGAGGCAUUAAUCUUAGUGGUGGUCAGAAGCAGCGGAUUCAACUUGCUCGAGCUCUCUACAAGAAUGCCGAUGUAUAUCUCUUGGAUGACCCCUUUAGCGCUGUUGAUGCACACACGGCCACAAGCCUGUUUAACGAAUACAUCGUGGGUGCCCUCUCGGGGAAGACAGUUUUACUGGUGACUCAUCAAGUUGAUUUUCUUCCAGCUUUUGAUUCUGUGUUGUUGAUGUCGGAUGGUGAGAUUUUGUGUGCGGCUCCAUAUUCUCAAUUGCUGGACUCGAGCAAAGAAUUUCAGGAUCUUAUUCAUGCUCACAGAGAGACUGCUGGUUCUGAAGGGCUCUCGGAGAUGACUGAGACCCGAACGAGUGCAGCUUCCUUAAAAGAGAUUCGUAAGAGUUACACUGAGCAGAACGUGCCAGCAGCCGGGGUUGAUCAGUUGAUAAAAAAAGAAGAGAGGGAGAUCGGAGAUACUGGAUUUAAGCCGUAUAUCCUGUAUCUAAAGCAGAACAAGGGAUUCUUGACGUUCAGCGUGGCUACUCUCUGUCACAUAGCGUUUGUUGUUGGUCAGAUACUACAGAAUUCUUGGAUGGCAGCAAAUGUUGAUGAUCCGAAUGUCGACAGCUUGAGAUUGAUCCUCGUAUAUUUGAUCAUCGGGGUCGUAUCAACACUGUUUCUUCUCUGUAGAACACUAACCACUGUUGCUAUGGGCCUGCAGUCGUCAAGAGCAUUGUUUUCGCAGCUGCUAAUAUCAUUGUUCCGUGCACCAAUGUCGUUUUAUGACUCUACGCCAUUGGGACGAAUACUGAGCCGGGUCUCUGCUGAUUUGAGUAUCGUUGAUCUCGAUCUCCCCUUCAACUUGAUAUUCACAGUUGGAUCGACUACGAAUUGUUAUGCUAACCUUGCUGUUUUGGCCAUUAUAACAUGGCAAGUUUUGUUUGUUUCCAUACCAAUGAUCAUUCUGGCUAUUCGACUACAGAGCUACUACUACUGCUCUGCGAAAGAGCUGAUGAGGAUCAAUGGAACCACAAAAUCUCUUGUAGCUAACCAUCUUGCUGAAUCUGUAGCUGGAGUCACUACGAUACGAGCUUUUAACGAGGAAGAUAGGUUUUUUGCAAAGAAUCUUCAACUGAUCGACACGAAUGGCAGUCCUUACUUCAACUAUUUUUCAGCAAAUGAGUGGUUGAUUCAAAGGCUGGAAACCAUUAGUGCAACAGUUCUUUCCUUUGCAGGACUUUGUAUGGUUUUACUUCCGACUGGAACUUUCAGCUCUGGAUUCAUUGGAAUGGCUUUGUCAUAUGGUCUGUCACUAAACAUGUCCCUGGUUUUCUCCAUUAAUAACCAGUGUAUGUUGUCCAACUACAUAAUUUCUGUCGAAAGACUCGACCAGUAUAUGCACAUACCGAGUGAGGCCCCGGAAGUGAUAGAAGAGAGUCGACCACCAACCACGUGGCCAAGUGAGGGUAGAGUAGAGAUUCAAGACCUGCAGAUCAGAUAUAGAGCAGAUGCACCACUUGUUUUACGUGGGAUUAGCUGCACGUUCGAGGGAGGACAUAAAAUUGGCAUUGUUGGUCGAACUGGCAGUGGGAAAACUACUCUAAUCAGUGCCCUCUUUCGUCUGGUGGAGCCAGUGGGAGGGAAGAUCGUGGUAGAUGGAGUCGACAUCUCCACCAUUGGGCUUCAUGACCUAAGGUCUCACUUUGGGAUCAUACCUCAAGACCCUACUCUUUUCACUGGAACUGUGAGAUUCAAUUUGGAUCCAUUGGGCCAGCACAGUGACAUGGAGAUAUGGGAGAUUCUAGGGAAAUGUCAGCUCAAAGAGGUUGUUCAGGAGAAAGAAGAGGGGUUAAAUGCAUCUGUUGUGGAAGAUGGAUCCAACUGGAGUAUGGGGCAGCGUCAGUUGUUCUGUUUGGGGCGUGCCUUAUUGAGACGGAGCAAGGUUUUGGUUCUAGACGAAGCAACUGCUUCGAUUGACAAUGCAACUGACACGAUCUUGCAGAAAACUAUAAGGACGGAGUUUGCAGAUUGCACGGUCAUCACGGUGGCUCACAGAAUACCCACAGUGAUGGACUCCACGAAGGUUCUCGCCAUCAGUGAUGGUAAGUUGGUGGAGUAUGAUGAACCGAUGAAGCUGAUGAAGAGAGAAGAUUCAUUGUUUGCUCAGCUUGUGAAGGAAUAUUGGUCGCAUAAUCAGGCUGCACAAUCGCAAUAAAUCCAACUGAUUAAUUUGUUCAUGAUUAUGAAUCAAAAUGAUCCAACUUUAAUCCUGACAUGUAAUCAAGUAUUAGAAUAUGUAGAACUUGAGCUUUUGCGGAAUGAAGUCUUUGAGUAAA
Salvia miltiorrhiza (redroot sage) is the source of this 5255-nucleotide messenger RNA. Its product is annotated as ABC transporter C family member 10. Gene Ontology annotation, biological process: transmembrane transport. Gene Ontology annotation, molecular function: ABC-type transporter activity; ATP hydrolysis activity; ATP binding. Gene Ontology annotation, cellular component: vacuolar membrane; plant-type vacuole. The transcript has 12 exons. Bases 692 to 5134 code for a protein of 1480 amino acids. The record is from RefSeq and is a predicted model, not a curated record. NCBI's taxonomy places the organism in Eukaryota, Viridiplantae, Streptophyta, Magnoliopsida, Lamiales, Lamiaceae.